Molecule: messenger RNA, 2952 nt
Organism: Phytomonas sp. Hart1
Lineage: Eukaryota; Euglenozoa; Kinetoplastea; Trypanosomatida; Trypanosomatidae
Source: the annotation of a GenBank genome assembly
AUGCGUCGGGUCGGGGCGGGGUUUCUCCCCCUGGCCCUGCGCACCGCCCGGCGCGGGGUGGGGAAUAUCAACGGGCGAAACCACCCGACCCACCGCAUGCAAGGCAAACUGAAGGUCAAGCAGGGCCCCUCCCACGCCGUCCCGCGGAAUAUCCCGGGCACCACGAAGGUCACCUACACCAACCGCCGAGGCCGGGCCUUUCAGUUCAACAUUCCCAUCUCGCGGAUUCUCCACCCGCAGGCCCGGCGGAGCUCCCCCGCCGCCAAGGGCUGGGUGGAGUUGGAGACGGGCUUUAGCGAUACCGGCGACCUCGCGGACGAGAUGCCGACGGCCGUCGACGACUGCCUGAAUCGGCAUACCCUCCCCGAUUCCUCCACAGGGGCGUGGGUCGUCGGGGUCGACGCGGCGGGCCUGCGCGAGCUCCUCGCGGCGUUUAUUCGCCUUUGUAAGGACUACGUCUUGAUGGACACGAGCGGGAUGAAAACCUCCCUCACCUACCGCGAGCUCAACACCGGGCCGGAUUACCAGAUGUACGACCGGAAGCUCAUGCGCAAGCGCUAUUGGUUGGCCAUCCGCCGCGCCUACGAAGACGUCCGCGAGCUUCUUUGGCCUUCCGCCGUCCUGACCGCGGCCGGGGAAUUAAAAGAGGCCGAGGACGAGGCCCCUUUGCUUUCCCCCGACGAAAUGUUGGACGGGCUCGUCUGGAUCGAGGCCGCGUCGACCUUCUGCGUGCGGAAACGCCAGCCCUACGACGUGGCCGGCGAGGAGGCGUUUUUGCCCAUCGCCCUGACCCGCGAACUGCGGGUUUUGGCGCGAUCGGUGCAACUGGGCCAACCUGGCUUUUUUACGCCGAAUGCCCAGGCCCAUCGAGGGGAUGGAAAAUCCGAUCCGGAGGCGCCUUUCGAAGGCCCGACGUCGGGGGGGCCCGCUCAAGGGACGCCGGAUCGCUUUAUUUCGUGCGCGGCGCUCUGUGCGAACCACGGGGUUCCCUUUGAAAGCUUUUUUGUCGAGACUGCCCGGGAUGCCUCCUUAUCGCUCUCCGAGGCUCACCGUGCGUUUCGCGCGAUGCUUUUAACGCUGCCGACGCUCCACACGCCCGCGGAUGCGAUUCGUGUGUUGAGCAUUUUACUCACAAUCGGGGAGGAGGAGACGUGUUAUGGCUUUUCCAGACUUUCCGAGGUCGAGGACGGCCCCCCUGAGGUCACGCUCGACGAGGGGGUUCUCGGAGGGCUCGCGCGUUUGUGCGAUUCGCGGGUCUUUGGCGAUCAAGACUCCGUGAAGAACUUCAGUGCGACGGAGCUAUGUUUGAUGUUGGACUUUAUCGUACGCGUGCGGGAGCAGAAUCAGUCCUUCUUUCGUGCGGAGCUGCGUGAUGAGGGGGUGCGGCAUCAACGGUCCUGUCUUUUGCACUUUUCCACGCUGGUGCUGUACCAAUGCCAGCGUCUUCUCUACCGUCUUGACGGCCCGCAGACGUCCGUGAUGAGUUGGGAUGGCGAGAACAUCCCCCUUAUUGCGCAUCAACACGUCUCCGAGAAGACUCAUCCGAUGGCGUAUGUGCAUUAUAAGAUUGGAAUUCGGCUCGCGCAGGGGCUGCGGUUUGUGCGUCUCGGGUCGAAAGGCUCCGCGGUGAUGGUUGAGCUGCUGGAUCGUCUGGAGGCCGCGGGGGACUCGGAAGGCGGAGGGGGGGUUCUGGUCGGGGAUUUGGUUCAGCACAUCGCGCAAAAGGUCGCCAUGAGUAAGGAUCGCCUGAGUUUGAAGGACAUCCUCCGCGUCCUACCGCUUUUGGCGAAGAUGAUGCGGUCGUCCUCGGUCGAGGACGUUCAUAGGCGCUACGAUCGCCUGUUCUCGGCCGCGAGCACGAUUAUCGGGGCGGAGCUGCGGUAUGAGCAGCCGGCCGCCGAGGUGGUGGCGCUGUUGGAGGGCCUUGCGAUGUGCGGCUUCCUCCCUCGGAGCUUUCCACAGCUCGAGAUGGCUUUACUGCGGAUGAUGAUGAUGGGGAGGGGGGCGGAAUUCGGCGUGCCCCGCACGACGCGCGUUCUCCACGCCCUCCUGCGGCUCCUCGGCGGCCGGGCCGUCUCCCCGUCCAUCCUCCAGGCCGCCGCCGCCCUGGCGGAGGGCCGGCCAACGCUAAUGGCGGGGGAAAGCGAAGAAAACGAGGGGAAUGACGAGGGCGAGGUUCUGGAGCUCCUCUACGCCCUCCACCGAUGCCAUUACGACGGCUUUCCAGGGCUGGUGGGGCGUCUUCUCGCCCCGGGCGCGCCCUUCGCACGGGGGCGGGAGGAAAAGGCGUGGCCGUCGGCCUGGCGAUGCGCCGCGGGCGUCCUGCAGGCCCUCGCCGGGGCGGCCGAGGAGAAAAACGAGGAGAGCCGCGCGGCGCUUUGCGGGGAGGCCCGGCGUGCGCUCCGUGAGGCCCUUGAGGACGGCAGCGGGGAGGAUUGGGGCGGGGACCUUCUCGCCGGCCUGACGACGGCCUGGGCCGCGCUCGGGGAAACGCAGCCGGCGGCCUCCCUCCGCGCGGGGGCAGCUCGCUGCCAACAGCUCCACUCCCUUUGUACCCCCCUCCUCGCCAUCGGCGUGGUGGAAAGUCUCGAGGCCUUGGGGCUUGUGGGAACGCCGAUGUACGCGACCUACCUUAGCUAUCUCGCGCGUCGGAUGGGGCAGCUUCGGGCGACGCCCCCUCCGCGGCUUCUCGUCGAUGAUGGGGAGGUCGCGGUGCGGGUGCUUUAUUUGUCAAACGCCUCCUCGGCGAUCAUGGGCGAUGCCGUCGCCGUGUUAAAAGCAGCGAUCGAGCAGUUUCUCUCCGCGCUCGAUGACGACGCAAGCGCCCCCUCGGUGGUUGUUGACUCCUUCGAGCACCGCGGGCUUCUUAAACGAGAUGCCGAUAGGCAGUUAUACGAAAGAUUACAGCGGUAUAGCUCAGCUCUCCAACACGUCAAGGCGGACGCAGUCUGA